Molecule: messenger RNA, 1341 nt
Organism: Branchiostoma floridae (Florida lancelet)
Lineage: Eukaryota; Metazoa; Chordata; Leptocardii; Amphioxiformes; Branchiostomatidae
Product: delta-type opioid receptor-like
Exons: 3
Coding region: 227-1249 (340 amino acids)
Biological process (GO): neuropeptide signaling pathway
Cellular component (GO): neuron projection; membrane
Molecular function (GO): G protein-coupled receptor activity; neuropeptide binding
Source: RefSeq, a predicted model, not a curated record
CAGAACACAUGUCCACCAUUAUUCUGUCAGCUUGGGGAGGGAUUGUAGUGAGUAUAAAAAACUGCCUCUCAUUGAUACUAGUACUCUAAAUUCACGGCCCGUGAUUAUUUUAAUUUGGCACCCGAUGCGAAUGAAGAUCAGCAGCUGAGACUGAAGGCACAUUUCAAAUACUAGUACGGACAUAUAUUGACAAAACUGUUUUUUGUAUCUAAGCUAGCAAGACAUCAUGAAUGUUAGUACUUCGUCCUCGUACGUUUCCGCUGGAGAGAAGGCGCUAGGCCUGGCCCUGCGAAAUGUGCUAACUGCUCUCGGAUCCACAUUUACAGUUGUUGGUAUUGCAGGGAACCUUUUGGUCAUUUUCAUCAUCUUGCGUUUCCCUCGAAUGCGAACAGUCUGCAACGUGUAUCUCUUUAGCAUCGCGCUCUCGGACCUGAACCUUGUUAUGGUGGCUCCUAUCAUCAUCCAGUUCUACCGUAACGGACGGUGGACCUUCGGGCCCGGCUCGUGUGAAGCAGAGUCCUGUAUUAAAUUUACCAGUAUGUUUGCCGGUUUCUUCCUGGUCAGUGCCUUCAACUAUCAGCGCUACCGAGCUAUAGCAAACCCCAUAGAGACUAGACAGCGCCAGAGUUUAAAACGGGCUGCCUUGAUUUGCCUUAGCAUUUUCCUCCUGGCCCUUGUUGCAAAUCUGCCAUUUUGUGUGACGUCUCACGUAGUGGAAGAGGUAGUGAAGAACAAGACAGUGGCGGUUUGCCGCUACUUUUGGCCAGACUGGAGCAAUAUCCCUGAACACUCAGAGAGAGCUCAUCGGCUUUACCUCACAUGUCUGGGUUUUCUUCUGCCCUUCUGUUUAAACUUCACCUUGUACGUUCUCAUUAUUCGUAAGCUGCACAGCCAAGACGCUUUUCGUUCUGCUGCGGUCGGGAAACGCGUCAAAGAUUCCACAACAGUCACUAAAAUGGCUGUGAUGGUGACGGCAUCGUUCGUCAUCUGCGUGGGUCCGUUCCACAUGUACAACUUCAUCAGCGCAGUGUCAGACAUCUACAUACCAGAGUAUGUAGGUAGGUGGACCUGUGUGUUAACCUUCGGGAACAGUGCCCUGGACCCCAUCAUCUACGCGCUCAUGGGGACCAACUUCCGGGACUGCAUCAAACAGCUGUUCUGUCGGCGGCCGCUGGCUGGAGAGACACAGAAGCAGCUCAAUGAUUCAGACAUUCUUCAUGCAAAUUUACCACUUUCUGAGCUAAAAUAAUUGCAAGCUUUCUGUAAUGUCUUCUUAUCCUCCCCAUAUAUAGUGUUUAUUUCUUGACGUGAGUGCAACAACGUCAGAAAACUUUGAUUUGA